AUGAAGAAUUUUUCUGUACAAUAUUUACUUUCACAUAAUGAUAAUAAAAAAGAUAUACCACCAGUAGUACAAACAACAAUUACAUCAAAUACAUUAAAUGUUAAUUCAUCAGAUGAUGUUGAAGAUGAUAAUCAUUCAUCUGUUCCAUCAUCUUAUUAUGAUUCAUCAAAUGAUGAUGAUGAACAACAAACAUUAAAUAGAAAUCCUCUUGAUAGUAGUACAACAUCAGAAGAUAGUGAAACAUCAAAAUAUCUUCAACAAGAACAUAUACAUCAUCAUGAAACAUCAAAAAGACGUAAAAGACGAGUUCUAUUUACUAAACAACAAACAUUUGAACUUGAACGACGUUUUCGACAACAACGUUAUUUAUCUGCACCAGAACGUGAACAUUUAGCUAGUGCAAUUAAUUUAUCAGCUACUCAAGUUAAAAUUUGGUUUCAAAAUCAUCGAUAUAAAAUGAAACGUUCACGUCCUGACAAAAGUUUACUUGAUACAACAAUAUCUACACCUCGACGUGUAGCGGUUCCCGUACUUAUUCGAAAUGGUCGACCAUGUCAUCAACAACGUUUUUCUCUCCCAUCAUCAUCAUCAUCAUCAACAUCAACAGCAGCCGUUUCUAGUCAACGUAUUCAUGGUCAAUCAAUAAUAAACAGUAACAGCUCAUUAGUCGAAGCAUCAUUAUCAUGCAAGAAUGAUACUCCUCCCAGUAUAUUAUUUAAUGACAGACAACAUAUGAAAUGUGACAAUAUUGAUUUAUUCCAACAGUUUAUUCUUUCACAAUGGGCACUUUCAAAAAAAAUAUUUUUUCCAACAACUUAA
This is a messenger RNA of Rotaria sordida, 819 nucleotides long. Lineage: Eukaryota; Metazoa; Rotifera; Eurotatoria; Philodinida; Philodinidae. The record is from the annotation of a GenBank genome assembly.